This is a messenger RNA of Colletotrichum scovillei, 1002 nucleotides long. RefSeq lists its product as uncharacterized. The transcript has a single exon. The record is from RefSeq and is a predicted model, not a curated record. Bases 1 to 1002 code for a protein of 333 amino acids. NCBI's taxonomy places the organism in Eukaryota, Fungi, Ascomycota, Sordariomycetes, Glomerellales, Glomerellaceae.
AUGGACCUUCUUCACGAGCUUGAGUCCAUGGCUGUGACCCAACUGGAUAACACUGAACCAGAAUACGAUGACAUCAAGAGGUGGCAGUCCCUCUUCGGCUAUACAUACACUGAUGCCGCACAGAAGAUCCAGGAUCAUCGAUCCAACUUUGCACGAGUCCAAGUCUCUGAACUCCACUGGGACAUGGUUCGCGCAGAGAAGGAAUCUCAGGGCUACGACAAGGAGUCUUACGAGUAUUCUUGCGGCCUUCCGCAAACUCAGACAUCGCACGUCGAGCAAAGUACUCAGACCAUGAGGAAGAAGAAGAAGUCCAGCAUCUACCUCCUUAAGCUAGCGGGUCCUUUCUCUAGCCCUGAGGAUGUUCAAAUGAUCUGCGGUGCUUCUUCCAUGCUGCCCUCGAGUUUCAGCGGCACAGACGACGACGGCGCUGCGGCCUCCUUUUGCAAGGUUGACGAAGCAACCAAGAAGAUCCUCCUCAGUCACCUUUCCGACAUCGAGUCAACCUUUCAACCCACACUCAUCCGCUACGCAAAGGCGGACAAGAACCUCUCCACGACAUCGAUUCAUCCAACCCUUGGAUCUGAGGCCACCUUGCCCCAUCACCGCCUAAAUUCUGAGUCCCAGAUCGAGUCAGACCAACGACUACUCCCGACCCAGGACCAGUACCCAGUCUGGUACUUCUUCUACGGUACCCUUGCGGACCCUACUGUUCUAAACAAUCUUCUCGGCAUUGAGCCAGUUUAUCGAGCUGCAAAGGUUCGCGGUGGCCGUCUUGCAACCUGGGGCGGAAAGUACAAAGCUUUAGUGAAUGCGUCAGACUACGAGAAGAGCUGUGUAGAUGGACACGCUUUUCUUGUUACGAACAAAGAUCAGGAGGAUGCACUGCAGUUAUACGAGACUGACAACUACGAGGUGGUCCGGUGCGUGAUUGAACUGGGAGGGGAGAGGAAUGAAGAGGUCAGAGGCCUUACAUUCCGAUUCAUCGGUGAAACGGAGGCGUGA